AUGGCGAUGGCUGUUGACAACCGACAACAGUCGCACAUGAGUGCGAUGGACUAUGAGAACAUGCGCUACCCUCAACCUCAAUUCAACAACCCGUGGGUGUCGGCCGCCGCCCCUUCGUCUCAUCUCUAUCACACAUCGAUCCCGCAGCAUUCGGCGGCUGCGAAUUCUUCGAAUCCCCAACGACCGACCGCGAUAUCGCUGCCGUACAGCGUCCUCCCUGUCCCAGCACCUUCAAUUGGAUCAGGUAUUCCUCUCUCCGACGGCCUCUACGAUUCAUCAAGCUCACUGGGAACCACCCCAGAUCAUCUCCUCAAUAGUCAGAGGGCGUACGGGGGGCAGUAUAGUGCUGCUGCCUCAUCGUCCACCUUUGCUCCAUCAUCCAUCCCCGCAUCGUAUCCCAUGAAUUAUGGCUCGACCUCUGCUGCUCCUUACGGAUUCCAAGACCCUGCAAGGCGAUCGCCCAACCCGUCAGUACCUUCCAUCUCCAUCCUGGACACGGUCGACCCGGACUCCAGUGGCCCCCCCAGGACAUCUGUUGACUUGACCAGGUUGAACGCCCAAGGGCAACGAAACAGCUUCAGUGAAGCGCUGGAUGCCAGCCAAGGCAUGCUCGCCAUGAGCCAGAGUGACAUUACUCCGCGGAACAUCUAUGGUGGGAACGGCCACCGCAAUUCCACGGACUCCUAUGGCUUCCCCUCCACGCACUCAACCCACUCUUCUAUCUCAUCGGCCAGCUACAAUCCGUCUUAUUACAACGGAUCUGUCACCGAAUCAUCCGUCACGGAUUACAGCUCUGCCUCCGAGUCGGUGGACAUGAACCCGAGGACAUUGCCGCGACCGUCGGCCAUGAUCGGCACCAAUGUUCCCCCAGCACCGCAGUCGAUGAUGGGCCAGUUCAGCUCGAAGGUUUCGUCGAGCUCGCAGAAGAAGCACAAGUGCAAGGUCUGCGACAAGCGAUUCACGCGCCCGAGUUCGUUGCAAACCCAUAUGUAUAGCCACACUGGUGAAAAGCCAUUUGCGUGCGACUUUGAAGGAUGUGGCCGUCAUUUCUCCGUCGUUUCCAAUCUACGACGACACAGGAAAGUCCACAAGGGCCAAGAUGACCAAGACCAUCCCUCACCGGACGAGUAA
This is a messenger RNA of Eremomyces bilateralis CBS 781.70, 1131 nucleotides long. RefSeq lists its product as uncharacterized. Gene Ontology annotation, cellular component: nucleus. The record is from RefSeq and is a predicted model, not a curated record. The transcript has 2 exons. NCBI's taxonomy places the organism in Eukaryota, Fungi, Ascomycota, Dothideomycetes, Eremomycetales, Eremomycetaceae. Gene Ontology annotation, biological process: regulation of transcription by RNA polymerase II. Gene Ontology annotation, molecular function: RNA polymerase II cis-regulatory region sequence-specific DNA binding; DNA-binding transcription factor activity, RNA polymerase II-specific. Bases 1 to 1131 code for a protein of 376 amino acids.